This is a messenger RNA of Cololabis saira (Pacific saury), 1268 nucleotides long. It is a transcript of the gene smim12, whose product is annotated as small integral membrane protein 12. The transcript is spliced from 2 exons. The record is from RefSeq and is a predicted model, not a curated record. Bases 219 to 509 code for a protein of 96 amino acids. NCBI's taxonomy places the organism in Eukaryota, Metazoa, Chordata, Actinopteri, Beloniformes, Belonidae.
AAUUACUGUUAUUAUUUUGACAAAGCUCGUGUCUCAGUUUAGUUUCUCUGUGAGGGUGCAUGGCUCCCAUGUUGAAUGACACCUGAUUCUCUGUUAAUACCGACUGUUGAUGGGUCUUUUGUUCAGACUGAAGAGGAAGAGCACCAGAAAGGCAGACAGGCUCGCUGAUCUUUCUGAUUGGUGCUCCACGUCCUCUGGAGCCAAAGGGGCGUUUAGUCAUGUGGCCUAUGGUGUGGGUUGCGAUGCGGACCUAUGCGCCUUAUGUCACCUUCCCUGCGGCUUUUGUGAUCGGAGCAGUGGGCUACCACCUGGAGUGGUUCAUCAGGGGGACGCCCAACACCCGAGAUGAAGAGAGAAGUAUCUUUGAACUGAGGGAGGAAAGAAAACUGCAGGAACAAGUGGGUAAAGACAGCACUCAGGUGAUCAGCCUUAAAGACAAACUGGAAUUCACACCUAAAGCAGCUCUGAACAGGAACCGGCCUGAAAAGAGCAUUGGUGUGGCGGAUUAGAUGUUGCAGCAUCACCCAAGGAUUGCAAGAUUGUGUUCUCAGAGCAAAUGGGGCGAACUGGAGACCUUGAGUCACCCAAUUCUUUCACUUCUUCACUUACAACCACCUGGAAAUAUUAGAAUUUGUGGAUAACUUUUUAGUAGCUGGAUCAUAAAAAUCAUAUUCUUGUUUUGAAUAAGAGCUUCUAUGCGUUGCAUAUGAUUCUCUGACCGGUCCUUACAUGGUGCACAUACUUGGUCCUGCAUUGUUACAUCAUUCAAGCACACCAAUUAUAACUGUAGUUAUUGAACUUUUGGCUGUUUAAGCACGGGUUUGAUCUUAUCCGAGGUUGUGUUUGAUUUAGCUGUCUCCUCGUAUAAUUGAGAAACCUUUUUUUGUGUAUGUCUGUUUUUUGAAAAUAUAUGAUCCAGAUUUUAUUGUGAUGUCGUAACGAAGCCAAUCAUUCAUUGAGACAAAUGUUUCAAAGUUUCUGUCCUUCUGUAAAAUCUGUAUGUUCAGAUGGAACGUUUGAUUGUGGACAUGAAAGUGUGGAAUAACGACAGUUCUUUGUUGUUUUCAUCUCCUGUAACCUUUGAUGGUAUGUGACUAAAUAAACCAGCAGAGUGGGAGCUUUCUCAUGAGGAAUAAACUGCUGAGGUGUGUUGUUUGAAGCAUGCUCAUGAUACUUUCAUUUUAGAAAGUCUGUGUGGGUGGAACACCAAAAGUUUGUAAAAUAAUUGUAUGAUGAAUAAAGGAGAACUAUGUUCAUAUGCAGAAGAA